Molecule: messenger RNA, 684 nt
Organism: Aspergillus clavatus NRRL 1
Lineage: Eukaryota; Fungi; Ascomycota; Eurotiomycetes; Eurotiales; Aspergillaceae
Product: glutathione S-transferase family protein
Exons: 3
Coding region: 1-684 (227 amino acids)
Source: RefSeq, a predicted model, not a curated record
AUGGCUCCCUUCACCCUCUACACCCACGCUGGCCCCGGCCCCAACCCCGUCAAGGUUGCCAUGGCCCUGGAGCACCUCGGUCUCCAGUACGACUGUGUCCCCCUCAGCUUCGGUGAGGGCAAGGGCACCGUCAAGGACCCCGAGUACACCUCCAAGGUGAACCCCAACGGCCGUGUCCCUGGCCUCGUCGACCACAACAACAGCAACUUCAGCGUGUUCGAGAGCGCGGCCAUCCUGCGCUACCUGGCCGAGAAGUACGACCCCAGCGGCAAGCUCGGUGGCACCACCCCCGAGGAGCAUGCCGCCGUCAACCAGUGGCUCGCUUGGCAGGUGUCCGGCCUGGGUCCCUACCAGGGCCAGCUGGUCUGGUUCCUGGCCUUCCACGAGGGCGCCCACGGCGAGAAGCCCAACCCCAGCGUGAUCGCGCGGUACCAGGCUGAGGUCGAGCGCCUGCGCGCCGUGCUCGAGAAGCACCUCGCGACCGCGCAGAAUGGGUUCGUCGCCCUGGGCCGUCUGACCAUUGCGGACUUUGCCAUUCUGCCCUGGCUCAAGCUCUCCGGGCUGGCGGGACCCGCGCUCAAGCCUUUUGAGGAGUACCCGUCUAUUGAUGCUUACAUGAAGAAGCUGGAUGCGUUGCCCGAAGUCCAGGCUGCGUAUAAGAAGGCUGUGCCUCCCAUGCCCUAG